AUGGAGGAAGUAGGAGGAGACAAUCACACAUCUAUCACAGAAUUCCUCCUUCUAGGAUUUGGGACCAUUCCACAGCUACAGAUUUUUCUCUUCCUGCUGUUUCUAGUGAUCUAUAUGUUGACCGUGACUGGGAACAUCCUCAUCAUUGUGCUUGUUGUUGCUGAUCCGCAGCUUCAUACCCCCAUGUACUUCUUCCUGGGAAACUUGUCGUACUUGGAGACUUGCUACACCUCCACUGUCCUGCCCAGGAUGCUGGCCAGUCUCCUGACAGGGGACAGAACCAUUUCUGUUAGGGGCUGCAUUACACAGUUUUAUUUUUUUGCAAGCCUGGCAGCUACAGAGUGUUGUCUCCUAGCUGCAAUGUCUUAUGAUAGGUAUUUAGCAAUUUGUAAACCACUGCUCUAUGCGAUGUUAAUGAAUGGCAGAGUCUGUCUACUGCUAGCAACUGGAUCUUGGCUAGGAGGAUUUCUGGUUUCUACAUUAAUAGUUAUUUUUACAUCGCAAUUAACUUUCUGCGGGCACAAUGAGAUUGAUCACUUCUUUUGUGACUUCACUCCAAUGAUACAGCUCUCCUGCAGUGAUACUAGGCUGGUCAUCCUUAUUAGUUUUAUAACUUCCUUCUUUGCUGCCAUUUCCCCAUUUUUCUUAACUCUAGCAUCUUACAUUUGUAUCAUAGAUGCCAUUCUGAGAAUCCCUUCUGGGAGGGGAAGACAAAAGGCUUUUUCUAUCUGCUCCUCUCACCUCAUUGUAGUAACAAUUUUUUAUGGGACCAUAUUGAUUGUAUAUUUGCUACCAAAAAGCAACAUACUGAGGUACUUAAACAAAACAUUUUCUGUUUUCUACACAAUCCUUACACCCCUGAUCAAUCCUCUUAUCUACAGUCUGAGGAACAGAGAAGUGAAAGAGGGCCUGAGAAAAGUUGUCAGCAAAUUUAGUGUCUUGUGA
This is a messenger RNA of Alligator mississippiensis (American alligator), 945 nucleotides long. Its product is annotated as olfactory receptor 5AP2-like. NCBI's taxonomy places the organism in Eukaryota, Metazoa, Chordata, Crocodylia, Alligatoridae. The transcript has a single exon. The record is from RefSeq and is a predicted model, not a curated record. Gene Ontology annotation, cellular component: membrane. Bases 1 to 945 code for a protein of 314 amino acids. Gene Ontology annotation, molecular function: olfactory receptor activity; G protein-coupled receptor activity. Gene Ontology annotation, biological process: G protein-coupled receptor signaling pathway.